Topomyia yanbarensis is the source of this 3627-nucleotide messenger RNA. RefSeq lists its product as uncharacterized. Lineage: Eukaryota; Metazoa; Arthropoda; Insecta; Diptera; Culicidae. The transcript is spliced from 5 exons. The record is from RefSeq and is a predicted model, not a curated record. Gene Ontology annotation, molecular function: protein binding. Bases 617 to 2770 code for a protein of 717 amino acids.
UGUCACGCUGUUCGAGUCGUCUAGUUCCCGCAAUCGGAACCGUAGCGUGUCGCGUAUAUCAACCUGUAAAAAGUGAAAAACAUGGCGCCCGAAGGUAGACUGCAGACUUACCCGUCGUUCCAUCCUCAUAGGAAAGCUGGAUCUAAAUGAAAUCAAUUUCAAAGGCCAUAAUACAGAUAAUCGCGUCAACGAAAUCAUGUUAUAAUCUCGAGUUUUUUUAUCGAGCGUGCUUGCUCUCGAAACCAGUACUGCACGUCAGAAUAUCAUAGUGAUUCCAUUGCCACUUAAAGUUGAUUCUUUGCCACGGUGGUCGACUUUUUGUGUUACAUUACGAGCAAACAAGUGGUUAAUAACAACUCAAUAAUUAGCAUGUUACGAAACAGUAUAUAAUAUGUGUGUGAUAAAGAAAACGUCCUCAAAUUCCCAUCGUUCUAAACGAAGAUACUCAAUGUGACACACAAAAGAAAAAAUCGAUUUGUGCUGGAACAAGGAGAAGAAGUUUUUGUAAUAUGUAGAGUUGUAGGGAAUGCGUGAUCACUAGACCAGGCGAAAAAUUCGCAAUUCUAAACUGCUGUUUUCGGAUAGACUGCGGAUUAUCACUUGGGAUCGGUUCACAAUGAAUGCAGAUCGAAGUAAACGCCAAUAUCGAUCCGGGAACAACCUGUUCAGCGAUGAUGAGCUGGAAUUAUCAUCGUCACAGAUACUGGAAAAGGUCAAAUCUGACCGCAUCCCGGCGACCAAACCGGACGAGGAUCGUCGCCGGCGAACGAUCAUCGUCGAAAAGAAGAAUGGUUCCUAUGGGUUUACGUUGCAAAGCUACGGCAUCCAUUACAAAAAGGAACAGGAGGUCGAAAUGAUCACCUACGUGGACUAUGUCGAGUACGAUGGACCGGCAUAUCGGGCAGGGAUGCGCGAAGGCGAUGUGAUUUUAUCGAUCAACGGCUACGAUAUGGAGAAAGCCGAACACAAAACGCUAGUCAACUUCAUCAAAAACUGUGAUAAUCGAAUGCGAAUGGUGGUACUGUUUGAGGAUUGCUGCAGGAAGGUUGAACUACAUCUCAAAUAUAUUCGGCUUCAAGAACUACUGAAGAGUAAAAUGAAUGAUCUCGAGCGGAUUUGUCUACGUGAACGAGAGCUAUUAGAAGGAAAAUGGAAAACACAUAGCUUACCAGCACGAAAGAAAACAACUGUCACCAACGACGAUAUCGACCCUGGUUCCACAACUGAUGUCGAAUCGGCCUCUGGUUCAUCAUUUUGUCGUCCAGCUGCUUCGACGGAGGACGUUAAAAAAUUACUUCGCCAAAAAACGUACAUUGUACCACCGCCGGCGCAGUUUAUGUUGGCCUACCAUUGUCUGGACAGCAACUAUCGAUAUGUGAUCCAUCCAUCAACUGCAACUGGUGCUAGCGGCACCGCCGACUACUCAUCUGCUACUGCCUCAAUCAACACUAGUUGUGCUCAAUCGACGGCCAAAUUGUGUAAAGACCAUCAGCAUGUAAUCCGCGGUUCUUCCCUUGACAAUACUAGUUUAGGUGGUUUUAAACCUGGUAGCGGCACAGCCGGCAGCAAACAGCCAAAGUCCACAUCGCCAACGAAGAGUCUUCACAACUACGAUACCAAAACAACGAAAUCGUCAUCGCGACGCCAUCUCCACGGACACUCGUGCAAUCCUUGUAUGGGCCACUUCUUACGGAGCGGCGAUAAGAGCAACAAUACUGCCGACAAAGACAACACAAGCUUGGAUGCGUACGAUCUCGCCAGUCCGUGCUGUGAUCCUCAGUGCGUUCCAUCACGGCGUAAAUCCAAACACCACAAAGAUCAUCAUCACAAGCAUAGACACCGCGACAAGGAGACCAAGGAAGGCGGUAAAGAUCGCAUCCCUCGUCCCAAGUCACAGCCACACAUCUCACCGCAGUCGCAGCCCAAUUAUAUGUAUCGCCAUAGCAAAGACAAGCACGAGCACCAUCACGCCAAAGUGUACGACCUAAAUGCUAGUUUAACCAGUCAUUGUAGCCUUCAUUCAUGCACCUCCAGCGAAUUCAAUCCGGCGGCUGAAAACUCGCCAGCUUCCUACAGUACUUCCAUUAGCACCGAUACACUCUACUGGGAACCACACAGUGAAUCAACCUCGGCCUCGGCCGGCUCAUCCCAUAAGAAGCCUCCGCCGACGAGUUCCGCAGGUCCAAGCCGACCGCACACACAUCAGCACCAUUACUACGUGCAAAAGUACGUCAAUCCACACACCGGACAGAUCCAGCCAAUUGCCAUGUACGCCGGACCACCAGUUCAUAAGCCCAAAUCGUGGGAUAACCUCGCAAUGAAAGGGUACGGCGGAUAUGGAUAUGGCUACGGUUAUCUAGAAAUGGGCAAAACUAAUGUCCCCGCUCAGACCCGUACACAGACGACCAUCACCAUUCAGCAUCGGAAUUCAAUUCCGAAAAAGAAUGGUUACGAACGUUAUUCGGCCUUCGUGGAUGUAGAAAACUACGCUCCACCGCCGACUCAGUUCCUACAGGAAACAACAACAACGACGACCACCAUUACCACUAAAUCAACGGAAAAUCUUCUGGGCGCUUACAACGUAUCAGAUUCAAGCUUAUCGUGCGAGUGUUUGGAUGGACCAUCAACAACAGCUAGUGCCGGAGGUGGUAGCGGCGCUAGUACCAUGGAAAUUCUUCACGAUAAAUCAGGAUACUACUCGAGUCUGGGUGGGAGUGGUACCGGUGGCAAAAAGCAAAUAGCAAAUCUAACUGAAAUCGCUCGACUAUAAACUGCUUUGCAUAGUUAGUAAAAUCUAGACAUACUCUAGAAAGACAACUGCGGAGACUCCAUUUUGGAUCGUCUAAAUUCGGAUCAAACACGCCGGACAAAUACCUAUCCUUAUAGCAUUGGACGUAUUGCCAUACGAUGCCGGGGCAAACGUUUUCUCUCCGCAGUUCUCUUUCUAGAGCUUUUCUAGUAAAACCAGGUGCUUUUUAGAAUGCUAGAGGCGUUUUCCGAUGGCUAACUCGUUCCAAACAUAUAUGUUCUUGUCAGUUUCUUAUUACAGCAGAACAUUUAACGUUUUUGUCUGGCGAAAGCAGUAAACUUUAAUAACCUUAAGUUUUUGGUUCGUUUUUCGUCUAGGACUCAUACAUAAUGUUUAGUGUGGAAAUUAAUACGUUAAUACUGUCGUCCUAGGAAUAUAAACAAAAUAUCCAAAAAAUUUAUUCAUAAUCAAUUCAAAAGCCAAAUACUUAACGGAACCAUCAAGUUUAUACAGUUCUAGCAUAAGUAGGAUGUUACUUAAAAAUGAUUUAUCGUAUGUACUGAACGAAUCCCGAACUUCGAAUCUAUUAGGUUUAGAAAGUAAUUUUUCUGUAUGUGUAGCGUAUUGGAAGUAAAAUCAACUCUAGAGUGGUAAUCAAAAUCUUAAACACCUUUUUAGCAUAAACUAUAUGCUGCAAUGCAAAUUUAUUCAAAUGAAUAUAAACACAACAGAACAUAAGGUCAGAUUCAAGGAGUCAAGAGAAGGUUUUUUGUGCGAUAAAAUAUUUGCAGUUUCCAAGAGAGGCUUACAAUCCAGCAGGAGAGAAGAAAAAAGACCCCAAAUAAAUGUACAUUUGUAAUAAUAAAAUUAUACGUAGA